AUGCCUUCCUUCAAGACCGCUGCUGCCGUGGUAGCCACUGCACUUUUCGCCGUCGGUGCACAAGCUCAGGACCAAUAUGUGAUUGAUCCCAACUCUGUUCCACUGGAUAUCCGAUCGCACUGGUGCACUUCCCAAAAGGCAGCUUGUCCUCUGCUCUGCCUGCAGCUCCCGGGCCAAUCGGCCACCACCAGGGCAAAUGACUGCGAUGCGCCCACUCUCGUCUACCACUGCAUCUGCGGCAACGGCCUAACCCCAAACGCAUCCCAAUACUCUCAAACCCUCCCAUACUUCAUCUGCCAGCAAUACGGCAACCAGUGUGUAACUGCGUGUAGCGGGAACACCGAUUGCCAGAAUUCCUGCCGAGUCGACCAUCCGUGUGGAGCUCAAAACCCCAGCCCACUCAACACCUCCAGCUCCUCCGUCAUGCCAUCAACUACCCGUGGCAGCGGCGGCAGCGAAACCACAGGCGGAGUGGUAUACAAUGGUAUCAGUGGUGCAGCCGAGACUACUGCGGCAGGCGGAGCUGGAAAGAAGAGCGGCGGCCAAGCCGCUUUGGAUAUGGGACAGAGCUACGGCCUUGCUAUCGUCUUCGCCAGUGUCUUCGCCGGUUUCGCUCUGGUGUUGUAG
Venustampulla echinocandica is the source of this 627-nucleotide messenger RNA. RefSeq lists its product as uncharacterized. Bases 1 to 627 code for a protein of 208 amino acids. NCBI's taxonomy places the organism in Eukaryota, Fungi, Ascomycota, Leotiomycetes, Helotiales, Pleuroascaceae. The record is from RefSeq and is a predicted model, not a curated record. The transcript is spliced from 3 exons.